Protopolystoma xenopodis is the source of this 6156-nucleotide messenger RNA. The record is from the annotation of a GenBank genome assembly. NCBI's taxonomy places the organism in Eukaryota, Metazoa, Platyhelminthes, Monogenea, Polystomatidea, Polystomatidae.
GCAUUGAGCAUGAACAGGUCACUUUUCUAUGGUGAAGUUAUAGCGUUGAAAGCCCAAGUACCAGCUGAUACCCUCCCACCCAUUCUGAGUCUGGCGGCACUAAGCCGCCCAGCGAACAUGCAGGCUCGUCUAUCCGCGAUGCAUACGGUGUCCCUCAUGGAGGCGGGCCAGAUGCACUCGCUUCCUCUGGUGGUGGGCAACAGCAAUUUUUCUCCACAGAACUCGUCCAUCGCCGGCGAAUUCUGCAGCCACGACGAAGGCCUACAGGCGACUAACAAUCAAAAUAUCGGCUGCAGCGGCGUAGGGAGGGUAGGAGAUGAGGCAGAGCGAAAGGGAAGAAACGGAGCGGGAAGAGGAGGGUGCGUCGAGAUGUCGCAGACAGGCCGACACCAGCCAGAGGGCACAGAAGAGAGACUUCAACGGUCCGGAUUGGUGAGCUUCUCGAUGGGCGCUUCGCUGUUGCUGCCGGGUCCACUGGUACCGCCGCUACACUCGCUGGAAAGAAUGACAAACGCCACGGUGCUCGCCUACUCCACCCGGUCUCCUGUCGAGCUUUACUCUUCCCCGUUGCAGGCUCCAUUGUUGCCAUCCGAUGCCACAUCUGCCUCGCAGAACGUCUACCAACUUCUCUCUCAGACACCCCAAUUCGGUCACAACCAAUCGGGCGAUCAGCAACUGCAGGCGCCGGAGCUCAAUCGUCAGCUCAGUCUACACAUUGAGCCCAGCUUCUGGGGUCCAACCGGGGCGACAUUGCGCCUCGGUUCUGAUGCUGCAGUCAGGCGUCAAAGGUUCCCUGUCACGAGCGCAACGUCUUUCAAUAUCUGUUGCCAUGCCGACGGAGAUUCAUCCGCCAAGAUUGAGGCGAAACUAGGCCCGAAUGAGCCGUCUCCAGAGGAGACGAUGGACUCAGACAGAUGCUCAACUUCGAAGGUAGGUUACGCCCAAAUGCCGUCGGAUGAGCAUCGAGUAAACCCGGUCAGGAGACCCGCGGGCUUUUUGCAACGAAGGCCUCGUCGGUACCACGACUUUUCAGCAGACACAGAUGACGAGGCGGAAGAAGAGGAAGAAGAAGAGGAAGAGGACGAGGAAGAGGACGAGGAGGAUGAGGAUGAAGGGGAUGAGGAGGCAGAAGAGACGAGACAUAGUGUUGGCGCAUCCUCUCUUGGGUUGCCAGGUAAAUCUGCCUCAUCCGUAGACCUUGGGACGGACUCUAAGCUGAGACCUCAUGAGAGCAACGAGUUGUCACAGUGCUCGAAUAGUCUUCUGCCUCGUCCUGCAGAUUCUGGUUCUCCUCGACUCCGGCAAGCGCCAAUCGCGACUGCAGCUUCCGCUUUGGCCUCCAGACGUUCGGGCGUCAUGGAAGAGAUAUCGUCUUUACGGAUUCGGCAGGACUUUUCCGGCUUUAAGGAGUUGGAAGUAGACGCCUUGUCUGCUGUCGCAGAACCGUCUGCCGGUUUGUGUGGCGUAGAACCUUCAGCCGAUUUAACCUACAAAUCGUUUGUCUCAUCGAUCCACUUCUCCAGAGAGGGGAGACCCAAGCAUGAUGCAAAAAUCGGCUCCAUCUUGUCUCCUCCAAGGCAUCGACACACAACAGCCAAUGUACCGUUUCCUUUGGCGCCCAGUUCGGUGUCUUCUUCAUUUGCCUCGAUUUCACGCUCCUCUCUGUCUCCGACGGCCAACAUCAGCUUCACUUCAUCGUCCUUACCCGUCGCGGCCGCCUCCGCCUCCAUUUGUGCAGUCUCUUCAUCUAUAUUAGCCCCCUCCUGCUCCUCCACCACCACCCUCUCCUCUUCUUCUUCUUCUUCCUCUUCCUCCUCCUCUUCUUCCUCUUGUUCCACCUCCUCGUUUAAUUCGAACCUUUCUUCUUCGGUCUCGUUCACCCUUCCCGGCAACACUUCAUCCUCAAACGGAACCCCCGCUUAUUCGCCGGACAGCAAGUCGCACCAAUAUCUCUUCCUUUCCCAUUUUCCCGUCGUAACUAGCCGCCAAGAGGGUGACCUAUUGCCCGAAGUCAAGAUGGGAGAGCCUGUGACAUCCACCAGACAGCACCAAAUAGUCGCUGGCUUGGCACCGGUUUCACUAGCCUCCCCCGACAACAGUCCUCCUCAGGCUGCCCGCUUCUUGAUUGCAUCCGCCGCCUGUGUUUCCGGCUGUCUGAACCAGCAGAACUGCCUCGUUGGUACCGAGGACUAUCGAGAGACAGUUGCCCCCUUUAAGUACCAUCCAUCGCUGGUGAGAACGACGACCGGUCCGGUCUACGCCCAAUUGAGAGGAUUGAGCGGCUGCUUCGGCCGAUUGAAUAGCAACAGUCGGCUCCGAGGCAGGCGGGUGAUGGAGCGUCGAGUGAAGCAAAUGGAGGAGAGAAGCCGAUUUCGGGCCGAAGCAGAGGAGAAGAAGGCGGAAGCAGAAGCAGGCGCAGAAGAAGAAGAAGAAGAAGAAGAAAAAGAGGAAGAGGAAGAAGAAGAGGAAGAUGAAGAGGAGGGCGAAAGAGGGCGAGACGAUUACACAAAGGAAAUGAGGCGACGAGGCCGAUGCGAAGAGCAACAGAUGGUUGGGCCUGACUACCCAGCUUGCGCCGUCAGCAGCACCAGCAUCUCAACCGCCUUGACGACGUGUUAUCCCAGUCAAGAUGCGUCACUCCAGCCGAUACAUACAGCUUCAGUCGCCUUUCUCACCGAUUCAUCUGGCGCCAACUAUCAGUCCACAUAUUCGGCCACCAAUCCGGCUCGGCCGGAUCGAGCCACAAGACCGGAGGAGCAGGCCGGUCUGACAGAAGAUUGUCAAUCGGCACGACCUGUACUGUUUGGGGCUCGGCGAAACAGGACGGAGGCGAUGGGGAAAAUGAUCUCUUUUGCCAAUUGCUGUCCCCUCCUGCAGGAGCGUGAUAUCCCAAAUUGCAUCAACAAGGCUUCCCAUUCCGCUUCCUUCUUCUCUUCUUCUUCCUCCUCCUCCUCCUCAUCGUCGUCGUCGUCAUCGUCGUCCACCUCCACGGUUGACAGCUCCCUCAUUCCCACGGCAACGUCACCCAGUGAAGCAGUGCCAAGUGACGCAGGUCUGUUGAGCCAGAACGGUUUUGAUUUCGACUCUGGCAAUUUGGAAUGUCGCCUCAAAGUGGGCCAAUUCAGUCCAAAUACGGAGGCUGCGGAGCCACUCGCCUCUUCCACGCCUGCCUGUCAGGGCAAAGAGAUCCUUCGAGAGGGCGUCGAGACGACAGAGCAUCCACUCGGUCGUUGUCCGAUUCCUUUGUCCGUCGGCCCAAGAGAAGUCGCGCCGAAACUGGCAGACACUCAUCUGCCUACACGAAGCUCGGCAGAUGAGCUGACAUUAGACUCUAGAAAGGCUGUCGCUAGGCUAGAGUCAAGCGAUCUGGUCGACUCGAAGAUGAUCACCCUUUCUUCUCUUUCCGAAGAGCCGAUGUACCCGGCUGAGACUGGUCUCCUCUUCACGGUCAACUCGCCCAGCGCAUCUGCGGAGGGAGAGGAGGAGGAGGAGGAAGAAGAGGGGAGAGAAGAAGAAGAGGAGGCGCAGCGCGAGGCGGCCUCCUGCCACGAGAAGCAGUUGUCAGCUCUGAGUCUGCUUAGAAACUGCCCCACGACCGGCCGGCUCGGCUCCUACCUGCCGUCGGCAGCGACCGCCUUCUUUCAGGGCGCCGGAGCCAUGAAUCCGGCCGGUCGGUUUCUCGCUCCACCCACCGACUGGGCUGCUUCACUCUCCUCCAGUCUGGCCUACAGUCAAGCCAGCCCAUUUUUGCCCAUCAGUCGAACGGCCUCCACUUCUCGACCUCAUCAACCGAUCCAGACUUCGUCGGACCACACCAACCUCGCGCCGCCUCCACAUCCCAUCUCGCUCCAACUGGCUGCUUAUCCGGGUCUCUCCUUGUCCCAACACCAGCUCCAGCAGCAACACCAGCAUCAGCAUCAACACCAGUCCCACUUGAAUCUGCUGUCUGAGGAGACUGGCUCGACCGUUGCCGGCCCCAACCCUCGAGCCUAUCUCUCGGCCGGAACGACGUCAGUCUCGACACAAGCCACUGGUACAGCCGGCGAGGCGGAAACGGCAACAUUGCCCUGCUCCAUUACUCGAGCCUUAGGUCCGGCCGGAUUUUCUGCACCCUUAACUGUCACCAACACGCUAUACCCUCGAUACAACCAUCAGUCGCAGCCUCAUCAGCAUCACCUCACUCAGCAACAGCUACAAACACAAACAUCGUCACAAUCGCAAGCAAAACCACGAUCACAACCACAACACCAACAGAGCCAACAAUCUGUGUACAGCCAGGCAACGCCUGCGACAGUCUGCUCCUCCUCCUCCUCCUCAUCAUCAUCAUCCUCAUCAUCAUCAUCAUCCUCUUCCUCUGCUUCUUCCACCACCUCCUCCUCAUCUUCCACCUCCACUUUGUCAUCAUCGUCUUCUCCAACUAAUGGACACAGCCAAUCGCUUUCCGACUCCACCGCGCCAGAGAUCUACACGUCGCCCGAUCUCAUGCUCGGUCCGAGCUCAUUUCACACCUCACUGACUGGCGCCGGAUUCGAAUUGGUACAACCGACGGGCGAAACAACUCAUGCCACUCCGUACACCCUCGCUGGUGUCGACGCAAAUCUCAGCUCCGAUGCCAACCUGUCCGGCGCCACGAGCACCGACAGCGGCAGUGGUGGUACCGGUGGUGGCGGAAGCAACCACAGCCUCGGUCUCGGCACCGGCAAGCUAUGCAAAGAGGCCGAGGCGGUCCUCGGCCUCGGCGAUCUGUCGCAUUGUCAACAACCAACGCAAGAGUUGAACUCGGCUGGACACAAUCAACGCCAAAGCCAACAUCAUCAUCAACAACAACAGCAGCUUAUUUUGCCCCAGCAUUUGCCCACCGGCUCCCUUCAUCAUUCCGUAUCCCAUCAGCUGCCCCAGCCUGCGCCAGAGCCCCAACACCAACACCACCAUCAACAACCCUCCUUUUUACUGCCACUCUCGUCCUCAGGCUCCGGAUUUGGACAACUACAGCUGCCGGCACCACAACAUUCACACUCCCUUCACAGCGGUUUAACCAUUUCUUGUGCUUCUGCCUUGACUCUUCAGCCCGCCCAGCACACUCUGGCUCCACCCCUCCUCCCACCACGUCACACUCUCGCCCCCCCUCUGCCUCCUCCUCCUCCCCUGCAUCCUUCCUUGUCCUCCCUUCCUUCUUCGCCAGGCUCCCAUUUGGUGUAUCCACUUGGACCGCAGCAAUACGCCUUUUCGCAUCAUCCGUUCGGACAACUGCCACCCUAUCAUCCCCAUCUCACCCAUUCACUUCAUCCUCUUGGCCAUCCUCCAACCCCCCACCAUCACACCCACCACCCUCACCUCCACCACAGUCCCCAUCAUCAUCAGCAUCAUCUGGCUCAGAAUCCUCACCAUCAACAUCUUCACAGCCACCUGGCUUCACACUCCUGCUACCCUCAUACCAUCACAGAGACGACUCAUGUCUCGUCAAAUGGGCUCGUCAGUGUGACGGCCGCGGCUGCCGCUUCUGCUGCAUUUAUGGUCGCUGGGGCGGUUGGCGAACCGUCGUCAGGCUCUGUUUCGGUGUCUGGUUCGGCGGCUGCUGCAGCAGCUGCAGCAGCAGCAGCAGUUGCUGCGGCUGCCGCAGCGGCGGCAGCAACCGCCGAGGUGGUCGACUACAAUCCCCGAGAAUUGGAGGCAUUUGCAGAACGCUUCAAGCAGCGUCGCAUCAAAUUGGGCGUAACUCAGGCCGACGUCGGUAAGGCCCUGGGCAACCUGAAGAUCGCUGGCGUUGGAUCGCUUUCACAGUCUACAAUAUGUCGAUUCGAGUCACUCACUCUGUCGCACAACAACAUGGUCGCUUUGAAGCCGAUACUUCAGGCUUGGCUGGAGGAGGCCGAGGCUGAGGCAAAUGAGCGUCUUCGGCACCCGGACAUUUAUGACCCGGAGGAGGAGAAGAAGCGUAAGCGCACUUCGAUCACAGAUUCCGAAAAGAGAUCACUUGAGGCCUUCUUCGGUGUCCAGCCUCGUCCGUCAAGCGAAAAAAUUGCCCAAAUCGCUGAAAAAUUGAACUUGAAAAAGAAUGUAGUUCGUGUCUGGUUCUGUAAUCAGCGACAAAAGCAGAAGCGCAUGAAAUUCGCCACCAUGGGUCUGAUGCGUCACCACAACUCAUCUCAGGUUUAA